AAAAAAUUUAGCUUGAUUGCAGACCUAGCCUUCGGGUAAUAUUCGCUUGAUUGCAGACCUAGCAAUUCGACGGACUUCGACAAUUAACCUUCGACAAUUGCAGACCUAGCCUUCGGGUAACGUUCGAGAGAGACUGGACUGCCACACUUGGACGGACUUCGACCGUUCGACGGACUGGUCUUCGGACGACGCUCGAUUGGACUGCGGACGGCGGCGUUCGAGCGGAAGGGGACUGCGGACGGCGGCGUUCGAGCGGAAGGGGACUGCGGACGGCGGUGUUCGAGCGGAAGGGGACUGCGGACGGCGGCGUUCGAGCAGACAACAGAGGGGUUCGAGCAGACAGGGUUCCAGCAGCGGCUUUCGAGUUCGAGUCGACGAACCUUCCUCUUCGGCCUAUCUUUGAGCGAGCGGACUUUGUUUGUGGUGGGCCUAAGUAACAGUGAACUUGAAGAGCACGUCAUGCACCGUAUGGCUGCCGCUGCUGCAAUUGGAAGAACUCAUCACAAUCAAAGGAGGGAGGGAUCUAGAAAUCCAGUUGUUGCUUCAUCAUCUGCAUCUGUCCACAUGCUAAACAGUUAUCCAGAAAUCUCUGUUGGUAGUAGGAAUCACUGGCAGCUCUUUAUUCUCUCUCCUAUCCAAAACACUAUUGUCUUCUUGUGUUCUUUGGGGAAUAAGCCAAAUAGACAAUUCAAAAAUAUUAUUGAUGCUGCAAUGGAGGCAAGCUGUAGACUCAACUCAAGAAAGGGAAGAGUGAAAUGGAUUAUUCCUAUGCGAUUCGCCAAUCCGGAACCAUUCUCAUCAGAAGAGAUUGAUGAAGUACGGACUCGUUGGGCAUCAUAUUUCUUAGAAAUGACGCAAUCCAUCAACGACACAUGAUGAACGUGUUUGUUUAAGUUUUUGAGUGAUGAUGUUAAACAAGUACAAUGUGUUAUUACUCUAGACUUGUGCAAGAAUUGUUUUAUUUUAGCUUGUUAUUAUGUACUAAGUUGUUACUUGACCUUGUUUAACAUUUGUGGAAGAAUUGAAAAUUAGCUUGUGUUAUUGUUUUAGAUGGAUCAAGUGAACAGGUGAAAAAUUGUGCUAUAGUAGUUGAUGAUACUGUUAAUGAUGUGAUUAUAGUAUAAACAGGGG
This is a messenger RNA of Cuscuta europaea, 1131 nucleotides long. The record is from the annotation of a GenBank genome assembly. NCBI's taxonomy places the organism in Eukaryota, Viridiplantae, Streptophyta, Magnoliopsida, Solanales, Convolvulaceae.